This is a messenger RNA of Seminavis robusta, 1680 nucleotides long. NCBI's taxonomy places the organism in Eukaryota, Bacillariophyta, Bacillariophyceae, Naviculales, Naviculaceae. The record is from the annotation of a GenBank genome assembly.
CAAGACACCCACCCAAGCACCAACGAAAUCCCAACAACAGCACCAGUCCAGUCCCAACAGUUACUCCAGGCAGCCCUGCUAAGUCUCCAACAAAAAUACCAACAACAGUGCCAACCCCGGUUCCUACGGUAUCUCCCACCUCAAUCCCAGUGGCAACUCUUGCUGACCUCAGGAAUGCAAUUCUUUAUGGUCCCUACACAGACGGAGACUCUCCCUAUGGUGCCAUUGAGACGUGGGAUGUUUCACUUGUCACCGAUUUCUACCAGCUUGCACAGUCAAGGACAACAUUCAACUAUGACAUCUCCAAUUGGGACACCUCAAGCGUGGGUCACAAGAAUGGACAACAUGUUUUAUGGAGCCACAACAUUCAAUGUCAACCUGAACAGCUGGGAUACCUCCAAGGUCACAAGCAUGAAUCAAGCCUUUUAUGGAGCCUCAAAGUUUGAUGGAGACCUCACAGGAUGGGACACUAGCAAGGUAGUGGACAUGUACCGAAUGUUUUACAAUAUUAGAGUAUUCACAGGAACUGGUUUGGCAAACUGGAAUGUUGGCCUUGUCACCAAUUUCAACUAUGCCUUCUACUACAACACAGCCAUGAACGCCAACCUAGCGAGCUGGGAUGUCUCAAGUGUUCAAGAUUUUUCAGCCAUGUUCUACCUUUCUGGAUAUAAUCAGCCUGUGUCCACCUGGAAUGUUGGCAAUGGACUGAACAUGGUGCACAUGUUCCGCCAGAGUAGUUUCAACCAGGUUGUUUCAGCGUGGUCUAUUUCAAAGGUGACAAACAUGAACUACAUGUUCUACUACACCACCCCCUUCAAUCAAGAUUUGUGUGAUUGGGGUAACAUCAUUGGAAGUGCAGCAAACCCAACAACCAGUCCCUCUGAAGUACCAACCCCGGUUCCUACGGUAUCUCCCACCUCAAUCCCAGUGGCAACUCUUGCUGACCUCAGGAAUGCAAUUCUUUAUGGUCCCUACACAGACGGAGACUCCCCCUAUGGUGCCAUUGAGACGUGGGAUGUUUCACUUGUCACGGAUUUCUACCAGCUUGCACAGUCAAGGACAACAUUCAACUAUGACAUCUCCAAUUGGGACACCUCGAGCGUCACAAGAAUGGACAACAUGUUUUAUGGAGCCACAACAUUCAAUGUCAACCUGAACAGCUGGGAUACCUCCAAGGUCACAAGCAUGAAUCAAGCCUUUUAUGGAGCCUCAAAGUUUGAUGGAGACCUCACAGGAUGGGACACUAGCAAGGUAGUGGACAUGUACCGAAUGUUUUACAAUAUUAGAGUAUUCACGGGAACUGGUCUGGCAAACUGGAAUGUUGGCCUUGUCACCAAUUUCAACCAUGCCUUCUACUACAACACAGCCAUGAACGCCAACCUGGCAAGCUGGGAUGUCUCCAGUGUUCAAGACUUUCAAGCAAUGUUCUACUUUUCUGGCUUUAAUCAGCCUGUUUCCACCUGGAAUGUUGGCAAUGGACUGACCAUGCUGAACAUGUUCCGCCAGAGUAGUUUCAACCAGGCUGUUUCAGCGUGGUCUAUUUCAAAGGUGACAAACAUGAACUACAUGUUCUACUACACCACCCCCUUCAAUCAAGAUUUGUGUGAUUGGGGCGUCCCUACGAAGUCCCCGACACAAAGCCCAUCAGAUGCCCCUAGCAUUGCACCUUCCUUGGUCUAG